AUGCAGACGAGUUUCAGCGCUUACCCGGGGAAGCAGAACAACAACACAGGUGAGGGCCCCCAGUUCAAUGAUACCAAAUUUUAUGGGCCAGUAAACAUCCAUUAUCCACAGCCACAAGGACACCAUGGAGCCCCUGAAGGAACGGUCCAAAUGGCAUAUGAGUCCCUGGAGAAAAGAUUCGGGAACCCACUUACAGCUACGCCUCAUUGUUUGCGUCGGGCCGCUCAGGCUCUUGUUCGUCAAAAAAUGGCCUCUGACGCGAAAGAGCAUGCGCAGUUGAUCGCUACAACACUGCAAGGCGAGGUCCGCCGUUUUCUCCUACUGCCCGCCCCUGGUCCAGAUCACUUUACUCAAUUAGGGCCGGCGUUUGGGGAAUUAGAAGAGCGGCAAGGCCUACUUCUAAAUUCUCAUCAACUACACAUUAUACUUGGGAAGAGCGUUGUUCGAGUGUUGUCUAAUACACAGAAGAGGCCACCACUCCAUUCCACGCUGGUACGUGUCAGCUUCUUGGGGCUCUGUCUGUCUUUACAUUUGCUAGCAGGACGCGAGGACCCGCUACAAUCCAUCCAAAGGGUUUACGACACAGGCCGAAGAGAACUUGACAAGGGCAUCAGCCGGUGGCUAUUCAUCCAAUUCGUGUAUGAUGUUGGCCAGUAUUUGGUUGAACAACUGCAGUACCGAGACACAGCAAAGCUUCCAAGCGCCGGACUGCGCUAUUCCAACGGCCUUUCGAUCGAUGAAAUGCGACACAGCAUGCUAAGCGCUGCUCGCGUUUCCUCCCCCUCGGACGGAUGUCGCAGAAUGGCGCUACUACUACCGGGGACCAUGCCGUCGACAGAAAGUAACCCAAGUAAGGUGCCUAUCCUGCCAGAGACGCUCAAUUCUAACGUUCAGCCUGGCUACGGAUAUGAAUCCGAGAUAGGGUCUAUCCUCUCGGCUCCGCAGAGCGUCGCGGUCACUAUACCCACAGCUCCCACCACCCCUCCUGCUUCCCGUCGUGAUGAAAUCGAUAGUUAUCCUCUCUCCCCAACUCACGUAAAGUAUUCCAUGCGUGAACCGGGGAAAGUACUCGAAGAUGAAGGUGACUGGAAAGAUCGAUCCACGAAGCCUGCCGCGAGAGCCUUGCAAUUGGUCCCAGCCUUGGUCCCAGACGCCUCAGUAAUGAAGAACGAGCCCUUCAGAAUAUCGAUCGACGAGAAAGUGCGGCAGAUUCUCAUGGCAGAACUUCUCAACCCUCUGAGAAUCCCCGGUACUGUAUGUCUCACGCCGGCACAUACGAGAGAGGGCUCUUACAAGAUAUACUAUCUUCGAGAGAAUGCAGCCAGUAGCAGUAAGCAGUGCUACAGGAAGCAAGAUCCCCUCUUCCAGAUCCAAUGCAGAAACAUAAUUAGUAUUAAGAAGCUGGUCUUGGCUGAAUUUACAGGCCAGACGAAAACUCUUGAAUGCAACAUGUGCGGCAAGAACCACAACGAUUGGAUUGCCGCCCCGGAUAUGGACAUCAAGAAUAGUCUUCGGGCUUGGACAAAGCUCUUGGAGACGGAGUUUGAAAGCUCCCGAGUUCCCAGGAGUGAUUUUUCACGGGACGGACACAGAUGGAGGAAAUGGGCCAGCGAAACGGCGGAACUGCGCGUGGUGAACGAACCACGGGAUAAGGAUCCACCAUCGAACGUAGAGGAAUGUGAGAGAUCCAUGGACCUGCAGGCUCGGGGUCUGAAAUCAAGUGGUGGAGGACUGUAUGGGUUGCUAUCAAUCGCGGAGAUACAAUUUCUCUGCUGGUAUACUUUGUGGAUGUGUUUGUGUAUGUUUAUGCGAUUCCUUUCACGGUGGAUGGUGAAAAUAAGAUAA
Messenger RNA from Aspergillus puulaauensis, 1845 nucleotides. RefSeq lists its product as uncharacterized. Lineage: Eukaryota; Fungi; Ascomycota; Eurotiomycetes; Eurotiales; Aspergillaceae. The record is from RefSeq and is a predicted model, not a curated record. The transcript has a single exon. Bases 1 to 1845 code for a protein of 614 amino acids.